Messenger RNA from Durio zibethinus, 5915 nucleotides. The record is from RefSeq and is a predicted model, not a curated record. Lineage: Eukaryota; Viridiplantae; Streptophyta; Magnoliopsida; Malvales; Malvaceae.
ACUACGGAAGCUUGGGGGAUGAAAAUAAGUGAUGUUGACAGGUGGCGAUAGAUUCAGAAAAGGUUAAGAGCUUGUAGAGACCAUUAAUCCAACAGUCCAGAUGCUGCCAUGUCGGUUUAAGCCAAUAAAAACCGUUGGAUUUGUCGUGCAAUCAACGGUUAAGAUUUGAGCAUUUAUUGCAGUCUUGGAUCGUGGCCGUCCAUUGGGGUUUGGAGUGGGUUUCGUUGAGAGCGAAAUAUCGAAAAGAAGAUGAGAUAUUGAGAUUAGAACACAAAAGGAGGAAAGAGGCAGAAGGAGUAGAGAGAGAGAGAGAGAGAGAGAGAGAGAGAAAUAAGAGGAGCUAAGGCCUUUGAAGUCUGACGGAUUGCUUCAACACAAGAUCUUUGAACACUAUUAAAAUCGGUUUUCUCGCCGGAGAGAGUGACCGGAGCUCAUUCACCGGCGAGUAUGGUAGAUUUCAGGCUAUUGACUGAUGAGUGAUGCGAUUAGUCUCGUUUCUAUAACAACUAAUUUAUUACCAGCAAAACAAGUAAUUUACGGAGAUGGAUAGAACCAGGGAAGCGAGGAGAGUCACUAUGGCGGCCUCCGCCGCCACAAAUGGCCUUUCACGGCGGCGGCAUAGAAGUAGCUCUCUUAGAGACUCCCCAGUAUGUUUUCUUUUGUUUGGUGCAGAUGAUGAUGGGCCGGUGGAGUUACAGGAAACGGCGCGUUUAAGGGAUAGAAAGAAGGAUGGAGAUGGAGAAAGGGAACGAGAACGAGAAAGAGAUAGAGAGCGAGACCGGGAACGAGAGAGAGAAAGGGAAAGAGAUCGCUUGAGUAGAACGAGUAAGAGAAGAAGAGGCGAUAGAUUACUGAUUAACAGAGGAGAUGGAGGCGAUGAUAGUUCUGAAGAAAGCGUAAACGAUGACGAAGAUGAUGAGGACGAAGAUGGUGGCGGAACCGCUGGUGGAAGUUCUGUUCGGAUUCUUCCGCCGAACAACACCACGGGGUCUUUGUCGAUGUCAAAUCAUCAUCAUCACCAUCAACAGCAGCAGCAUCAACAUCGGAAGAGCUUUCCACCGCCGGUGAAGGUUAUGAGAACGACUCCACCGGCGGGGACGACUAUGAUUACCGCCACGACUACCUCGUCUACGUGGAAGGCCGCCGAUGAGAUGAUUGGCGUGUCGGUUCCUAGAAAAGCUCGGUCAGCUUCUACUAAAAGAUUUCACGAAUGGACAUCAAGUGGCGGCGGUAUUGGUGGAGAACAAAUUCACCGGCAAGCUUCAACUUCGCCGGUGAGGACAGGUGUUGCUGGGAUGUUAACUUCACCGUCUCCGGCUCCAACCUCUCCAUCUUCUUCCAAUGCUUCUAUGAGGAAGAAGAUGAAGCCUAACGGACCAAAACAAAGGCCACCGAAAUCGUCGUCCAAAUCUUCAUCUUCAGCUCAGGAAGAGAUUGAGAUCGAGAUUGCAGAGGUUUUAUAUGGUUUGCAGAGGCAGCCACAAGUCCCAUCUAAGCUAGAUAUAAUUGGAAAUGAUUCGGUCAAGUUUGAUUCAAGAGAAGUUAAUAAACCCAAUAGUGAUGCUAAAUCAAGAGUCUCUUCACCGAUCUCCAACUCCCCAUCAACUCUUCCUCAAUCUUCUUCCAUUUUGCCUUCAAAUGCUAACUCCUCUGCUACACCUAUUUCUACAAUUCCUCCAAAGAGGAAAAGACCGAGACCGGUGAAGUAUGAGGAUGAGACAACGACGACAGCACAGCCUCCUAUUUUUCCUGUUAGGAACAGUUCCAUUUCAUCUACUACAACUAAGGUUGAAAUUGGUCAACCAGAUAAAAUUGAAGCUACUUCUCCCAAUUUGGAGAAGAAUUCAGGAACCAUGGCUGAAAAUGGUAGUUGUUCUUAUGAUUUGUUGAAUUCUUCACAAGCUGGACCAGCUUCAUCAGAGCUGGUUCAGGCUGAACCAGUGAAGGAAGAGAAGAACAAUUUGGUAGCAGAUUCUAAGCCUUUGACCGAAGAACAUGAGAAUAGAGAUAUCGGCAUAUGUAAAAAGGAAGAGUCUCAAUCGCCAAAGAAGGAAUCUUCACCUUCUCCUGCUAAUGAGAAUUUGACAGUGACAAAAGCGAAUUCAACAGUGUGUGAGAUUGAGAGCCAGCGGGAAGAGAAGUUCCAGAUAGAUCUGAUGGCUCCUCCAUCUAGAUCAUCUCCAGAAAGGGAUGGUGAGAUUGAUUUUGGGGCUUCGGAUCCUAAACCAGUGACCACAGAUAUGGAAUUGGAAAUGAAGUCUACGGUAAAGGAAGGUGAUAAAGGAGUGAAAAUCGGAAAGGAAGAUGUGAAUGUGGAAGGUGAGGAUAAUAAUAAGGUCAAACCGAUUGCUGAAGAAGAUGAAUCACUUAAACCAGUUGUAAAUAAAGAAAGGAAUAUUGAUCUUCAGCUUGAUUUGGAGAGAUCUGAUAGAGAUUGUGGCACAGCUAGUGUUAAUGCCAACAAGCUCAACCACCAUGUUCAAAUGCUGCAGCAGCAUCAACAUCCCAGUACGGAGAAAACUGUACAAUCUGGGUCUUUACCUUUGCCGAUGUCAAUGGCUAGCUGGCCUGGUGGACUUCCUCCAAUGGGAUACGUGGCUCCUCUACAAGGUGUUGUAUCCAGGGAUGGGAGCGCUGUAUCUUCAGCAGCUAUUCAGCCUCCACAUUUGCUUUUUACUCAACCAAGACCAAAUAAAUGUGCAACCCAUUCCUACAUUGCUCGGAAUAUACACAAUCACCAUCAAUUUAUGAAGAUGAAUCCUUUCUGGCCAGCAGCACCUGGUCCAGCUUCACUUUAUGGGCCGAAGGCUUGCAAUCUAAAUGUUGUACCCCCUUCGGAAUUGCAUGGGAACAUUGCUGGUAGAGGUGUGAAUUCUGUACAAGACAAGGGGCAGGGUCUUGCAAUUUUUCCUGGUCAUGUUGCCAAAGAUAAAGGUUCUCAGGCUGUUGCCAACAUGGUGGAUGCUACACAGAGAAAGCAAAUACUGCUCCAGCAAGCUCUACCCCCAGUGGCAACCAGUAAUAUCCUGGGCCCCGCUUUUAUUUUCCCAUUGAGCCAGCAACAGGCUGCUGCUGCUGCUGCUGCAUCUGUCCGACCUGGAACUGUGAAAUCUCCUCCUGCUUCUGGCAACACAGCUUCAUCGACUACAUCUAACACUGCCUCAGUGAGUGCCUCCCUGGCUGGAGCAACUGCAGCCCCGGCAAUGAGCUUCAACUACCCGAAUGCACCAGGCAAUGAAACGCAGUACUUGGCAAUCCUGCAGAAUAAUGCCUAUCCAUUUCCGAUUCCUGCACAUGUUGGGGCACCACCUGCAUAUGGAGGGAAUCCUGCUCAGCCUAUGCCUUACAUUCAUGGAUCUUUCUAUCCUUCCCAAAUGUUUCACCCUUCACAGCUUCAGCAGCAGCAGCAGCAGCAGCAACAGCCACCCGCACAGUUACAGCAAAGCCAACAAGGUCAUCAGAGCACUAGCUUGACCAGUGGUUCAUCAUCUUCCCAGAAACAUUUGCAAAACGAGCAGCAGAGGCCACAUGGAAUUGGUGUGAGUAGUGGCAGUGGAAACUUGCAAGUUUUUUCUGCCCCAAAAAACCAGUCUCAUCCCUUACAGAUUCAGCAACGGCAGCAACAGCCAAGUCAGCAUGCUUCUCAUCAAGCCCGGCAACUUGAGAGUGAAUUAGGUGGCGAGGAUAGCCCAUCAACUGCUGAUAGCCGAGUAUCUUGUGCAAAUAUGAAUAUUUAUGGUCAGAAUUUUGCUAUGCCCUUACAGCCUCCAAACUUCUCUUUGAUGACUGCUGCUUCAAUGGGUGGUUCCAUGAGUUCUGGUGUUAACCAUGGGGAAAAGAAGCAACAGAUGCAGCAGCCAUCACAACAGCCAGGCUCAAAGGCUCGAGUUGAGCCUCUUACAUCUCAAGCUUUUGCUAUGUCAUUUCCCUCCAUUAAUGGUACUACUGCUCCUUGCCUUGAUAUUUCCUCUGCACAAAAUCAUGCAAUUCUUCAGAACCUUCCGGAAAAUACGAGGAAAGGCUAUCAGCAGAUCAUGGCAGUUGCUGCGGCUGCCCAAGCAUCACAACAGAAGAAGAAUAGUUAUCAUGCUUCUGAAGAAGGGAAGCGUGGAACUAAUGAUGCAUCAAGUGUGGAAAAAGAAAGGAAAGCCAUGGCAGGAAGGAGUUCGGCAACUGAGUCCAUUGCCUUCUCUAGGCCAGAUCUGUCUGAUUCAUCUGUUUCCACUAUUCCAGGCAACAAUGUCAUUGAUAGUUCUGCCCGGACCCUUAAUCAUGGCUCUGCUCCUGUCAGAAGUUCAGGUUCUGUUAUGCCAGCUUCAAUCAAUGGCGUCAAUGCUCCUAAUCCUAAUGCUCUGCAGCAACUUCAGCAGAAUCAACAACAGCAACAACUUCAGCAGAAUCAACAACAGCAGCAACAGCAGAUUGUUCAGCUUCAGAAGCCGCACCAAUUUGGGGCUGCUUCUGCUCCUCGAAGUAAGGCACCUGCAACAAGUAAUGGAAGUGCUUAUUCUGAUCACGUUCCUUCGUCAUCUAUGGCUGCCAAGUUUCCAAAUGCCCUGUCUGCAUUUCCUCAAAAUCUAGUGCAAAGCAGCAGCAGUCCAGCUCAAUCUGCUCAAUGGAAGAAUUCUGUGAGGACAACUACAUCUCAAGUUCCUUCUCCAUCUCUAUCUUCAACCUCGUCAUCACUCAAGAAUAUUUCUCAGCAGCUAGGCAGGCCACAGCAAAGCCACACACAGAUUUCUUUUGCAGGUAAUCCUAAAUCAACUCAAGGUCAACAGCCUCUUAGUAGCACUCAAUCCCCAUCUCCUCCGAUGGUUGUUGGCUCUCCUUCUACUUCAAUCUCCAGGAGUGCUGGUGGUAGCCCAAGGACUAAUGGUUCUAGUUCUAGUGGCAACAAAGGUGGCCAAGCAUCUAGUUUAUCAUCUCAGCAGGCCAAAAACUCACCGUCAGUACCUAGUCAGAAGUCAUCUCCUGUUGGUGGAAGGAGUGUGCCAUCAGUCCUGGGAAACCCCCACAUCAGCUCAUCGUCAAAUACGGGAACUAAGCCCCAAGUGGCUUUACAGCAGCAGCAACUGCAUCAAAAGCAUGCAUUACAUCAAGUGCAACUUUUCUUCUCUAAUACUUUCAUGCAGGCCCAUGCUCAACACUCACCAAGUACAACUGCAAAUGCAACAGCUGGAAGUGGUUACUAUCUUCAAAGACACCGUAAUGAGCAACAGCAGACACAGCCUCCAGGCUCAUCAACAACUUCAUCAACUUCAAUGUUGUCAUUGUGUUCUCCAGUUACUCUUGCCAACACUGGUACCACUGACCCUGCAAAGGCUGUUGUUGGUGCUGCUGCUGGCAAUAUGAAAGGAGGUGGCUUAACAUCACAGGGACUUAUCCAUGCUGCACAAUUCGCUACUACACAGUCCUCUGGAAAGCCGCAUCAGCUUGUGCCAGGCUUCCCUUAUGUUCAUGCUGUCCCUGCUGCUGUUCAGGUAAAACCAGCAGAGCAGAAACAACCUGCUGGUGAGUAGAUUUGUCCCUUUUUUGCUUCAAAUUGCAACCCCCAUAUAGUGAACAAGAAAAAGAUACAGCAAUUGAAAAAAGAUUUAGUUAGAUCGAGGACUGAAAAUUUUUGAAGGGGAUGCUGGUUUGUUGCCCAGAAAUGACAGCAUGCUCUCUGGUAGCUCAAACAACACUUGAGAAAGUGCAAAAACGGAAGAGGAUGAUGGAGGCUAUCAUGUGGCGUAGAACUCACUCAACCCACAAUUUUGCUUAAGUUUAAUGCAAUGGUGGGAAAAUUGUUCAUUGUAGAUUGUGCUUGCAAUGUGUAUCCAACAUGUUUGUACACUUAUGUUUAUAAUCUGAUUAGGUUGAACCUGAAGUCUCUAAUUAAAUUUGAUUGGUUUGUUGGGCAGAAGAUGGAAAAA